This is a messenger RNA of Ochotona princeps (American pika), 1141 nucleotides long. It is a transcript of the gene NHERF2, whose product is annotated as NHERF family PDZ scaffold protein 2. The transcript has 6 exons. Gene Ontology annotation, molecular function: signaling receptor binding; protein-membrane adaptor activity. NCBI's taxonomy places the organism in Eukaryota, Metazoa, Chordata, Mammalia, Lagomorpha, Ochotonidae. Gene Ontology annotation, cellular component: apical plasma membrane. Gene Ontology annotation, biological process: protein localization to plasma membrane. The record is from RefSeq and is a predicted model, not a curated record. The coding region runs from base 126 to 1076 and encodes 316 amino acids.
AGCGGAGCGCAGCGCCGAGGCGGCCGCCCGUCCCCCGCGCCACCCCCGCGCCACCCCCGCGCCCCGGCCUGCGGGCCCCGGAGCGCCGCGGCCAGCCCGCGCCCGGCCGGUGGUCAGCGGGCGCCAUGGCCGCGCCGGAGCCGUUGCGGCCACGCCUGUGCCGCCUGGUGCGCGGCGAGCAAGGCUACGGCUUCCACCUGCACGGCGAGAAGGGCCGCCGUGGGCAGUUCAUCCGGCGCGUGGAGCCCGGCUCCCCCGCCGAGGCGGCCGCGCUGCGCGCAGGGGACCGGCUGGUCGAGGUCAACGGCGUCAACGUGGAGGGCGAGUCGCACCACCAGGUGGUGCAGAGGAUCAAGGCUGUAGAAGGCCACACGCGGCUGCUGGUGGUGGACAAGGACACGGAUGAGGAGCUCCAGCGGCGGCGGCUGACCUGCACGGAGGACAUGGCCCAGCGAGGCCUCCCGCCUGUGCGUGACCCCUGGGAGCCACGGCCGGACUGGGCACAUGCAGGCAGCCUGAGCAGCGACGCUGGCCACAAGGAUGCCAAUGGGCCCCCGAGGGAGCUGCGUCCUCGGCUCUGUCACCUGCACAAGGGCCCGCAGGGCUACGGGUUUAAUCUGCACAGUGACAAGUCUCGGCCCGGCCAGUACAUCCGCUCCGUGGACCCAGGCUCACCUGCCGCCCACUCCGGCCUCCGACCCCAGGAUCGGCUCAUCGAGGUGAACGGGCAGAAUGUGGAGGGACUGCGCCAUGCCGAGGUCGUGGCCAGCAUCAAGGCCAAAGAGAGCGAGGCCCGGCUGCUGGUGGUGGAUCCUGACACGGACGAGCACUUCAAACGGCUGCGGAUCACACCCACCGAGGAGCACGUGGAAGGUCCACUGCCGUCACCGAUCACCAAUGGGACCAGUCCUGCCCAGGAUGCCAGCAGUUGGAAGCGUGAUCCAUUCCAGGAGAGUGGCCUGCACUUGAGCCCCACCGCAGCUGAGGCCAAGGAGAAGGCCCGGGCCACGCGCGUCAAUAAACGGGCCCCGCAGAUGGACUGGAACCGCAAACGUGAGAUCUUCAGCAACUUCUGAGCCCCCUGCCUGCUGGCCGGGCCCUGCCUCAGGAGAGCCACUGUGCUGGGGACUGUGGGGAGUGG